Podarcis raffonei (Aeolian wall lizard) is the source of this 1272-nucleotide messenger RNA. RefSeq names its product forkhead box I2 (gene FOXI2). The transcript is spliced from 2 exons. Gene Ontology annotation, biological process: anatomical structure morphogenesis; regulation of transcription by RNA polymerase II; cell differentiation. Bases 121 to 1230 code for a protein of 369 amino acids. The record is from RefSeq and is a predicted model, not a curated record. NCBI's taxonomy places the organism in Eukaryota, Metazoa, Chordata, Lepidosauria, Squamata, Lacertidae. Gene Ontology annotation, molecular function: RNA polymerase II cis-regulatory region sequence-specific DNA binding; DNA-binding transcription factor activity, RNA polymerase II-specific.
GGUAGAGAGUGGGCGGCGCUGCCCCGCUCCCUUCGCCGUCCCCUGGCUCUCGGGCCAUGGCUCCUGCGCCUCCGCUGGCGGGAGCGUCUCGGGCGAGCCGUCGGUGCGAGGCUGCCUAGGAUGAACGCUCUGGAGGGGCAGCAGCCCCCCAGCGCCCACGACCUGCUGGACGUGGCCGCCGUCUACUGCGACAACCUGAGCCUCUUCCCGCCCCCUCAGAGACCCCCGGGGGCCCACCCCGCCGGCUACAGUCUGGGGGAAGCGGGAGGCGGCAGCCCGUACCUGUGGCUCAACGGCUCGGCCGUGCCGCCCAGCCCUUACCUGGCCGCCGGGCCCAAUGGAGCCGCCGCCGCCGCCGCCUCCUUCCUGCCCUCGGCCUACGGCGCAGCCGGCGCCCGGCAGCUGCUGGGCGCGCCGUCGGCGGGGCCCGAGCUCAGCUGGCUGUCUCUGGCCGGCCAGCAGGACUUCUUCAAGCUGGUGCGCCCGCCCUACUCCUACUCGGCGCUCAUCGCCAUGGCCAUCCAGAGCGCGCCCGACAAGAAGCUCACCUUGAGCCAGAUCUACCAGUACGUGGCCGGCAACUUCCCCUUCUACAAGAGGAGCAAAGCCGGCUGGCAGAACUCCAUCCGGCACAACCUCUCGCUCAACGACUGCUUCAAGAAGGUGCCCAGGAACGAGGACGACCCAGGUAAAGGCAAUUAUUGGACCUUGGAUCCUAACUGUGAGAAGAUGUUUGAUAAUGGCAACUUCAGGCGGAAGAGGAAAAGGCGAUCUGACCUAGCGAAUGGGCCUGGAGUCCCUAACAAAGUGGAAGACAAGAGCAAGAGCUGUCUUGCCCAACAAUCCCCAGACUUGGGCUCUGCUGAACUGCCCUGCUCUCCAAGUCCUAUGAACCACUGCAAAUCCUCCAGCCUGAAUUCCAGCCGUUGUUUGUCUACGUUCGUCUCCACCAUGAAUGCUGUGGCCCAUGGCAGAAACGGCUUCCCCAGGCAGCUUUCCGGAGGGUUGGGGGGCGAACUCACAUCUGAGAGGCAGAAUGGGCCUGGGUUGAGCUCUUGCUCCGUCUCCAACAGCAACCCAGUUUCAGGAUUCGAACUCAAUCCUCAGUCCCACUCCAAGAUGAAUUACUAUGCGAGUGCAGGUGGACAGUCAAACUGGUUCGGCACCCCUGUCCUGGGCACCUUCAGUGUGAACAAUCUGAUUUAUAGCAGAGAAGGGACAGAAGUUUAGAAUGAUGGUCAAAUAGCCUUUGUUUGAAGUAAACACCAUAAG